Molecule: messenger RNA, 1125 nt
Organism: Nymphalis io (European peacock)
Lineage: Eukaryota; Metazoa; Arthropoda; Insecta; Lepidoptera; Nymphalidae
Gene: TwdlT
Exons: 2
Coding region: 17-958 (313 amino acids)
Source: RefSeq, a predicted model, not a curated record
ACCUCCGCGAGUCAACAUGAAAGCGUUCUUGGUAUUAGCAGCCGUAGCGGCUAUCGGCUCGGCAAGACCCGAGGCAGGAUACUCCUACAACGCACCCGGUGGCGGUGGCCUGGGCGGCCAUGGUGGUAUCGGAGGCGGAAGCAUCGGCGGUGGAAUCGGCGGUGGCCACGGUGGAUUCUCCUCCGGCGGUCUGAGCUCCAGCAGCUUCGGUGGUGGACUCGGGGGUGGACUCGGGGGUGGAUUCUCAUCCGGCGGGUUCUCAUCCGGUGGAUUCUCAUCCGGUGGAUUCUCAUCCGGCGGUGGCGGCGGAUUCGGUGCCGGAGUAGGCGGCGGUUUUGGUAGCGGCGGCGGCGGCGGCUUCGGAGGCGGCUUCGGUAGUGCCCCCAUUGUCCAGAAACACAUCUACGUCCAUGUCCCACCCCCAGAACCUGAAGAACAACGUCCCCAAUACGUUAAUGGUGGAGCCCAACCCCAAAAGCACUACAAGAUCAUCUUCAUCAAGGCCCCAGCACCUCCCGCACCCGUCGCCCCCAUCAUCUCUCCUCAAGCCCAAAACGAAGAGAAGACCCUCGUAUACGUCCUGGUCAAGAAACCCGACGAACAACCCGACAUCACCAUCCCCACUGCUGCCCCUACUCAACCCUCAAAACCCGAAGUAUACUUCAUCAAAUACAAGACCCAGAAGGAAGGUGGUUCCAUUGGUGGUGGAGCUAUUGGAGGUGGUAUUGGCGGUGGCAUCGGCGGUUCUGGUAUCGGCGGUGGUAUCUCUGGUGGCAGCAUCGGCUCUGGCAUCUCUGGCGGUAGCAUCUCUGGAGGCAGCAUUGGUGGUGGCAGCAUUGGCGGUGGUCACGGCAUCGGUUCCGGUAUCGGCUCCGGCAUUGUGUCUGGCGGCCAUGGCUCCUCGGGCUCCGUCAGCUCCUCCUACGGACCCCCCGGUCACUCCGGCGGUCCCUACUAAGCCGCACCCCGCGUGCUAACUUGUGAUACCUGCUCAGCCGGCGACAAACAUAGUUUUAAGUAGAGAAAAAAUUACGGUGCCUAAAUGUAUUUAUGUAAAUAGUAAUUUUAAUGUAUAAUUUUAGUUGUAUCAUAAAAUCUUUUUGCAUAAAAAACUCGAUAAAUCAA